GGGAGGAAGCACCCUGCCGGUCUCCUAGGUCGUGAGCGCUGGGCUCCUCCCCCUCGGUGCCCACACCUGGCGGUGGGGCGUGCCUCAGUUUCCUCCACCUCCGCCCCUCCCCUUUUUCUCUUCUUCCUCUUUGGGUAGCUGGUGGCCGCGCGUCGAGCACUCCCGGAACUGAAGCUGGGCGCCGGACGAUCGGGAGGCGGGGGCCACGUCAACGGGGCGGCGGGGGGCUCGGCGGGCUGGCCGGCUGAGCCAUGCGGCGGGGCGCGCUCCUGGCGGGUGCCCUGGCAGUAUACAUCGCGUACCUGGUGCUGGGCGCGCUGCUGGUGGCCCGGCUGGAGGGGCCGCACGAAGCCCGCCUCCGAGCCGAGCUGCGGAUGCUGCGCCAGCAGCUGCUGCGGCGCAGCCCGUGUGUGGCCGCCCCCGCCCUGGACGCCUUCGUGGAGCGGGUGCUGGCGGCCGGACGGCUGGGGCGCGCCGCGCUCGCUAAUGCCUCCGGGUCUGCCAACGCCUCGGACCCCGCCUGGGACUUCGCCUCGGCUCUCUUCUUCGCCAGCACGCUGGUCACCACCGUGGGCUACGGGUACACGACGCCUCUGACCGACGGGGGCAAGGCCUUCUCCAUCGCCUUUGCGCUCCUGGGCGUCCCAGCCACCAUGCUGCUGCUGACCGCCUCGGCCCAGCGCCUGUCGCUGCUGCUCACCCACGCGCCCCUGUCCUGGGUGAGCCAGCGCUGGGGCUGCGCCCCCCGGAAGGCAGCCCGCUGGCACCUGGCCAUCCUGCUGGGGGUCAUGGUGACCCUCUGCUUCCUGGUGCCAGCCGCCAUCUUUGCCCACCUUGAGGAGGCCUGGAGCUUCCUGGACGCCUUCUACUUCUGCUUCAUCUCUCUGUCCACCAUUGGCCUGGGAGAUUAUGUGCCGGGAGAGGCCCCCGGCCAGCCCUACCGGGCCGUCUACAAGUUGUUAGUCACAGUCUACCUCUUCCUGGGCCUGGUCGCCAUGGUGCUCUUGGUGCAGACUUUCCGCCGUGUGUCUGACCUCCACGGCCUCACAGAGCUCAUCCUGCUGCCCACCCCGUGCCCCGCCAGCUUCGAGGAGGAAGAUGACCGGGCGGACAUCCUGAGCCCCGAGCCCGAGCCACACCAGCAGCUCACCGCUGGCUCGCACGUGGACUACGCCUCCAUCCCCAGGUAGCUGGGGCAAGUGUCGGGGCAGCUGCAGACCAGGCCUGCGGCUGAGGGGCCCUCGGGACUGGAACCGAUGGACUAGCCCGUCUACAAGCACACGCUGGUGUUCCUGAGGCCCUGCCUGCACUGUUUGCCCUUGUCUGACCGGCCUGAGCACCGCCCGGAUCCAGGAGGCAGCACUGCCUUCUUUCCCCCACCCCUCCUAUCACCUCCCCGCACACUCUGUGCUUCCCUGACUUUCUCACCGUCUCUGUAUUUCUCAGGCUUUUCCUUGCACCAUCUGCCUCUCUCACUCGAGUAGCCACUCAUCACCUGCCGAUUCUCCCAGGCUCUGGGCUCAGACCUCAUUUCAGGUGCUAGAUUGAUCACUUCACCUCGGGCCAGUGACUGGCCCCCCCUGAGCCUUGAUUCACCUCUUGGGUCAAGUAGAAAGAAUAUAUUCCGUCAUUCAAAACUCCCUCCUCUGUGCCAAUCCGUGCCAGGCAGCGCUGGGGCCACCACAGUGUUCCAGAUGCUC
Messenger RNA from Dama dama (fallow deer), 1700 nucleotides. It is a transcript of the gene KCNK6, whose product is annotated as potassium two pore domain channel subfamily K member 6. Gene Ontology annotation, biological process: potassium ion transmembrane transport; stabilization of membrane potential. The transcript is spliced from 3 exons. The record is from RefSeq and is a predicted model, not a curated record. The coding region runs from base 252 to 1190 and encodes 312 amino acids. NCBI's taxonomy places the organism in Eukaryota, Metazoa, Chordata, Mammalia, Artiodactyla, Cervidae. Gene Ontology annotation, molecular function: potassium ion leak channel activity. Gene Ontology annotation, cellular component: membrane.